UGAAGUAUGUGAAGAGAAAUUUUCCAUUACGAUUUGCUACGAAGAAGAAGAAGAAGUACGAACAUGGAUCUUCUGUGCAACGCAUAUUCCAAUACCUCAGACGACGACGACGACGAAGAACAGCCAAAACGACAGAGACUAUCACUCUCUUCCUCUAACCCGCCAAAACCACGUCUUCACUUUUCUUCCCCUCCGUUAUUCGACCACCAAACGCAGCCUCCAAUUCCCGGACGAUACGUUUCAAAACGACAACGCGCAUUGAUGGCUCAAACCCCUCCUUCUCCUCCUCCUCCUCAACCCGUUCCUGUUCCAUCUCGGUUCACGCUAUCUGGUUCUGUGCUUAUGCAACAAUUGUUUGGCAUGACCACUAUCUUAGUUAGGGAUGGCAAUGGGAGGUCUCUUCUCCACCCGCCGGAUAAAAAUCUAUCCCAUAUCUGCAUAGGGAGUCUCUCGGAUGCUGAUGUACCCCAUAAUAUUUUAUCAUUGUUGAAAAGUAAAGCAAAGGGUCAUCAAAGGCCAACCCUGAUGUCUGAAAAACUAUAUGCAACUCUACAGGGGCAUACAAAAGCUGUCAGUGCUAUACAUUGGUCAUCAACUCAUGCUCAUCUCCUUGCAUCUGCUGGGAUGGAUCAUACUAUUUGCAUAUGGAAUGUGUGGAGCAGAAAUCAGAAGAAAGCAUGUGUUCUAAACUUCCACAAUGCAGCAGUCAAAGAUGUGAAAUGGUCUCAACAAGGGCACUUUCUACUUUCUUGUGGAUAUGAUUGCACAUCAAGGUUGAUCGAUGUUGAAAAGGGAGUGGAGACUCAGGUUUUCAGAGAAGAUCAAAUUGUUGGAGUUUUGAAGUUUCAUCCAGACAAUUCAAAUCUCUUCCUUUCUGGAGGGACAAAGGGCAAUAUCAAACUAUGGGAUGUCAGAACUGGCAAAGUAGUGCAUAAUUAUAAUCGAAAUUUAGGUCCAAUUCUGGAUGUGGAGUUUACAUUGACCGGGAAGGAAUUCAUUUCUUCUAGUGAUGUAUCACAGAGUAAUAUCAGUGAGAACGCAAUUAUUGUUUGGGAUGUGUCUAGACAGGUACCAUUGUCUAAUCAGGUUUAUGCGGAAGCUUUUACAUGUCCCUGUGUGAGGCGCCACCCUUUUGAUUCGACUUUCGUUGCCCAAUCAAAUGGGAAUUAUGUUGCAAUCUUUACUACCACCCCACCUUACAGACUCAACAAAUAUAAGCGAUAUGAGAGUCAUGCGGUCUCUGGGUUCCCAAUCAAGUGCAAUUUCAGUUUGGAUGGGAAAAAACUUGCUUCUGGCUCUUCAGAUGGUUCUAUCUACCUUUAUGAUUAUCAGUCAUCCAAAGUUGUGAAGAAAAUAAAGGCCCAUGACGAAGCUUGCAUAGAUGUUGCCUUCCACCCGGUUAUACCUAAUGUUAUUGCUUCAUGUUCAUGGGAUGGAAGUAUUUUGGUAGUUGAGUAGUGUUACCCAUUACGUUAUCAUUCCAAUUCAAGGGUAAUUUUCUCAAAAGCACGCAUUUGGUUACUACUAGAAAAUGACUUGCUAAAGAAAUAGGAAUCUGAGUUGAAAAUUCCAGCUUUCUCUUGAUCUAGGCUGCUGUUUCUAGUUUGUUACAUACUGUGUGAAUAAUGAAACCUUCUCCCGCAAAUCAAAAUGUUUGCCUAAAUGUGUGCCUUUUACUGUUGCACUGUUGAUUUAAUGUUC
This is a messenger RNA of Cajanus cajan (pigeon pea), 1701 nucleotides long. RefSeq names its product Transducin/WD40 repeat-like superfamily protein. The record is from RefSeq and is a predicted model, not a curated record. Lineage: Eukaryota; Viridiplantae; Streptophyta; Magnoliopsida; Fabales; Fabaceae. Gene Ontology annotation, molecular function: protein binding.